This is a messenger RNA of Pogona vitticeps (central bearded dragon), 1356 nucleotides long. The record is from RefSeq and is a predicted model, not a curated record. Lineage: Eukaryota; Metazoa; Chordata; Lepidosauria; Squamata; Agamidae.
AUGGUCAGGGACCCUCUUCCUGCCUCCCCCUCCUUACUGGAUGCUGAUAAAAAGGACAAAUGCAUGCAUCGGAAUGAAGCCAAGAAGCCAGAAGAAGGGCCUCUGGACGACGCCCCGGGCGCUUUGGGGCCGCGGCGGUUUCUUUUCCUUCUGCUGAUGUGGGAAUGGGUAAUUUCGGAGUGCGAAGAGUCAGUCCACUCAUUUUCUUUUGGCCCUCACGUGAGCUGUAAAAUCGGGUGGCGGAACCAUCUCUUUGUUGAGUCCUGGUUCCUGCCCGGGAAGGGGCUGGUCAUCUACCCAGAGAUUGGAGACAAACUGGACAUCAUCUGCCCGAAGGUGGAGCCGUCCAAGCCCUACGAGUAUUACAAGCUAUACCUGGUGAAGCGGGACCAGGCAGAGUCCUGCAGCACCGUCAUGGACCCUAAUGUGCUCGUCACUUGCAAUAAGCCGGAGCAGGAGAUCCGUUUCACCAUCAAGUUCCAGGAGUUCAGCCCCAACUACAUGGGCCUCGAGUUCAAGAGGCACCAUGACUACUUCAUCACCUCCACUUCCAAUGGGUCCCUGGAUGGCUUGGAGAACAGAGAAGGCGGUGUCUGCCGGACACGCUCCAUGAAGAUCGUCAUGAAAGUCGGCCAGGAUCCCAAUGCGGUGCUGCCCGAGCAACCGACCGCCGGCCGGCCCAGCAAGGAGUCAGACAACACCGGGAAAGCGGCCACUCAGAGCCCACGUAACAAGCUGCCCCCUUCGGUAGGGGAGGACCCCGCUCAACCAGAUUCUGUCAACCAAGAUGGCCAGGACUCCAACAGCCCCCAGGAGGGGUUCUUCAGCUCCAAGGUGGCGGUCUUUGCAGCGAUCGGGGCCGGCUGUGUCAUCUUCAUCCUCAUCAUCAUCUUCCUCGUCAUCCUCCUGAUCAAGAUCCGCAAGCGGCACCGGAAGCACACGCAGCCGCGGGCGGCCGCCCUGUCGCUCAGCACCUUGGCCAGCCCCAAGGGGGGUGGCAACGCCGGCUCGGAGCCCAGCGACAUCAUCAUCCCCUUGCGGACUACAGAGAACAACUACUGCCCGCACUACGAGAAAGUGAGCGGGGACUACGGGCACCCGGUCUACAUCGUCCAGGAGAUGCCCCCGCAGAGCCCGGCAAACAUUUACUACAAGGGGCCCAACGUGCCUCCCUUAAGUGGAAGACCAGAAGCCGCCUGCCCGCCCUCUGGCCCAGCCAUUAAGAACCAGCCACCCGCCUUCCUCCCCAGGGGCAUUGUGUUCCCUGACCCUUCGGCUGCCAACGUGCCAGACUGUGUCCCUGUUUGCCGCCACUGCUACCUGCAGGGCGAGCGAACGGCCCUCCCUCCGACGUGA